Molecule: messenger RNA, 1128 nt
Organism: Monoraphidium neglectum
Lineage: Eukaryota; Viridiplantae; Chlorophyta; Chlorophyceae; Sphaeropleales; Selenastraceae
Exons: 3
Coding region: 1-1128 (375 amino acids)
Biological process (GO): protein dephosphorylation
Cellular component (GO): nucleus; cytosol
Molecular function (GO): protein serine/threonine phosphatase activity
Source: RefSeq, a predicted model, not a curated record
AUGUGCGGGUCAACAGCAUCAGUGGUGGUGAUUACGCGGGACUGGCUGUACACCGCCAACUGUGGUGACAGUCGGAUCGUCUUGGUGCGCUCCCACGGGGCCGAGCCGCUGACUGUGGACCACUCACCCUCACGGCACGACGAGCAGGAACGCGUCAAGCGCGCCGGAGGCAGGAUCGUCUGGCAAAACGGCCUCCGCGUGAUGGGCGCACUCGCCAUGACGCGCGCCAUUGGGGACCACUUCCUGCGGCCGCACGGCGUCAUAGCCGAGCCCGAGGUCGCCGCAGUCCGCCGCAGCGCCGAAGACGAGUUCCUGAUUCUCGCCACCGACGGCCUCUGGAACUGCGUCGCCGCGGACGAGGCCGCCGCAGUCGCGCGCCGCGCUCUCGCGCGCGCAGAGGACGCGGCGCUGACGCGCGACGCGGCCGCGCUGGUCGUGCCGAGGGCGCUGACCAAGCUUGCGAUGGCGCGCGGCAGCACUGACAACAUCACUGUCGUUAUGGUGGACCUGCGCGGGGCGGCUGGCCCGCGUGCGGCGCCCAAGGUGGCACCCAUGACAGCGGCAGCCGGACCCACCACGGCCGUUGCUUCAUCUGCAGCCACCCUGGUGCAGUCGCAGGAUGCCGCAGCGGCGCAUGUCGCCCAGCCGGUUGCAUCGGCGUCGACAGCAGCUGAGAGCCCCUUUGGUGCUGUCAGCCUGCAGCUGCCGCAGCUCAACCUGCCGCGCCUCAAGACGCGCCGCGCAUCGCAGCAGCAGCUGCCGCCCAGCUUUGGCUGCGGCGCCACAGCGGCAUCAGCGAUGGGCCGCAGCAUGUCAGAGGCGGUGGCAGGCUGCGGGCAUGGCCAUGCGGGGGCCGGCAGCGCCGCUGCAACGCUGCUGCCGCUGGCCAUGGCGCGCGCCAGCUCGGCCCCGACGCGGCUGCAGCACGGCUACACCAUCACCACCGGGGGCCCCCAUGUGCUGGGCCUGCGCGCCCCGGCCGUCAACCCUAUGGCAGCACGCGCAGUGGGGCCAGCACAGCAAUGUGCGGCGCUGUAUCACGCUGCGCUCGCGCAAAGCGCAGCUGCUGCCGUGGCCCCAGGGGGUGAGGGCGUCUGGGCACAACGGGUGGUGUCGAGCACAUUUUGA